Messenger RNA from Echinops telfairi (small Madagascar hedgehog), 1448 nucleotides. It is a transcript of the gene NRIP2, whose product is annotated as nuclear receptor interacting protein 2. NCBI's taxonomy places the organism in Eukaryota, Metazoa, Chordata, Mammalia, Afrosoricida, Tenrecidae. The record is from RefSeq and is a predicted model, not a curated record. The transcript is spliced from 5 exons. The coding region runs from base 140 to 736 and encodes 198 amino acids.
CGCCUCCACCGCCGCCGAGAGACCCUCCUGUCAGGAGAGCUGCGGUCAGGGGAGCUGCAGGGACACCAGGACACAGAGAGGACAGAGGAGGGGACCACUCAGAAGCCCUCCCCCUGCUGCUCUUCUCUCCGGAGUGGCGAUGAGCACCAGGCAGGGGGCCAGAGGAGAUGAGAGGGGCCACAGAGGGAGGGGACAGGAGGCAGAGCUUCGGGACAGAGCCCGCCUGAGCCAAGAGCGCCGGCUCAAACAGGCCACCCAGUUCCUGCACAAGGACUCUGCCGACCUGCUCCCCCUGGACAGCCUCAAGAGACUGGGCACCUCCAAGGACUUGCAGCCCCACAGCGUGAUCCAGAGGCGCCUGGUGGAGGGAAACCAGAGCCGGCUUCAGAGGGAAUCUCCAGAUCUCGGGAGCCGCACGGAGGUCAGCAGGACAGAGAUGCCAGUUCUUCUGGUCAGCUGCAAGCACAGGCUAGAGAAGCGUGUCCUUCAAGGCCCAGGUGGGCACCUGGCCCCGGGGCCCCCAAUCCAGGUGGAGCAGCUGGAGCUACAGCUAGGGCAGGAGACUGUGGCCUGCUCGGCUCGGGUGGUGGACGUGGAGAGUCCCGAAUUCUGCCUUGGACUGCAGACUCUGCUCUCUCUCAAGAGCUGCAUCGACCUGGACCGCGGAGUGCUGCGGCUGAAAGCCCCCUUCCCAGAGCUGCCCUUCCUGCCUUUGUACCAAGACCCUGGCCAGUGACCGCCAUCCCCGUCAGUCCCCAGAGGGAAACACCUUGCCUCAGGGAAAGAGCAGUGUGGGGAACGGGGCAUCCUGAGAGCUGGGGACUUCUGUGUCUGUCCCUCUUGUGACCACUGACCUGCACUGUCCAAUUUUCCCCCCUGACCACCUUCCUCUCUGCUUCUACAGCAACUGCCUUCUUCCUCCAGGGGGCGCCCCAGAGACGGUUCAUGACCGCACAAUUCUGGUUGCCAGGUGUUUCAAGAGAGGCAAAGCCCCGAUCAUCAGCAGGGCACUGCGGGGUGAAGCAAAAUGGGGUCCCAGGCAUGCUGGGAGCUGGCCCGAGUCAAAGGCGGUAGCCUACGGUUGAUUCUGUCUGCCCUUCAGCCCCACUCCAAACCCCACUUGAUGGCCCUCACUUCCAUGUCUUUCCCCCACCAUUAGACUGCCACACUUCCCCAUCCUGGACCCCUGAUCCUUCGGGUGCCUACCUUCCUGAUCCUGUAUGUAUUUGCCCAUGGAUGAGUGGGGUGAGGUUGUGGGGGGGCGCUGUACACAGAUAUUCCAGCGCCACAUUGAAGGGGGGUGGUAGAAGUGAGUUUAAUUCACAAGGCUGGGCACGCUUUAUGAGAUACUUCCUCUGGGGAUCAAAAACUGGCACCCUGGUGGCUUAGCGGUUACUCGUUGGGCUGCUAAUUGCAAGGUCAGCAGUUUGAAACCACCAGCCACUCUG